This is a messenger RNA of Apodemus sylvaticus (European woodmouse), 562 nucleotides long. It is a transcript of the gene Zc2hc1b, whose product is annotated as zinc finger C2HC-type containing 1B. The record is from RefSeq and is a predicted model, not a curated record. The coding region runs from base 44 to 562 and encodes 172 amino acids. Lineage: Eukaryota; Metazoa; Chordata; Mammalia; Rodentia; Muridae. The transcript has 6 exons.
CCCCUGGCCAGUGUGGACUCUGUUGGUCAGAGUGAGGGACGGAAUGGCCGAGGCCCAGCUGCUUGGGGCAGAUGGCAAUCAGAAGUUAUUUCCCUGUGAAGUCUGUGGGAGAUGCUUUGCAACAGAUGUUCUGGAAAGACAUGGGCCGAUAUGUAAAAAAGUAUUCAACAAAAAACGCAAACCCUUCAAUUCCUUAAAGCAAAGAUUACAGGGAACUGACAUUCCCACUGUGAGUAAAUCUCCUCAGUCCAAGGUUCAGCCCGUGAGGAAAUCUAACUGGAGGCAGCAGCAUGAGGAUUUCAUCAAUACAAUCCGAUCGGCAAAACAAUGCGCUGUAGCCAUUAAAGAGGGCCAGCCCCUCCCACCUCCACCCCCUCCAACCAUCAACCCAGAUUAUAUUCAAUGCCCUUACUGUAUGAGGAGGUUUAACGAAACCGCUGCCCAGCGACAUAUUAAUUUCUGCAAAAAUCAGACCUCUCGACGCGUCUUUGAUCCAACCCAAAUGGCAGCCAGACUGGCAUCCAGAGCUCAGGGUAAGGCCCAGGCAAGUCCCAAAAAAUAA